UUCCAACAUGAUUCUGGGAUUAUUUUUUGUACCAGCCUUGCAGCCUUGCCAUCGCAUCAACUGUCCAAGAGAAGACGAGAGUGUGGCAGCCUUUCUCGCGGCACUCUUUUUGUUCCUCCCACUUUCUUUCUUCUCUCUCUCCCACUCGCUAGCUCCCUCCAUCCACAUUGCCACCACCAGAUCAGCUGAGAUCUCACUUUCGGAUCAGCUCAGUCACUGGCUUUAAAUAGAGAGGCAGCCGAGCUGGACGUCUUCUUGUAGGUUCUUCUUGGCACUUGGCAACGACGACAUUCACCACUGUCGUCGACCUUUCGUCACCAUCCCAGUCCCAUUCUCGCCUUGUUCGAUCGGUUCAGGACUUGAGACACAUGAGCGGGGUACUCGGGCAGAGGCCGUCGCGGCCGUGGCCGCCGGGGGACCCCGCGUCCACGCCGCCGUCGGAGCCCGCCACAGCCGCCGCGGACGCGGGCGCGAGGGGCGAGGCGUCCGCGCUCAGGGACCUGGGCACGUCCAUGGACGCCAUCUCCUUCGGGUUCGCGGCCACGGCCAUCCUCAUCUCGCUCUUCCUCCUCAUGGCCAUCUUCGAGCACCUCAUCAAGCCCCGGGCCUUCCCGCCCGACUCCCCCGACGACGGCGGCAGGCGGCCGCACGCUGACCGCCUGCACGGCCGCCUCUCGCCUGGGAAGCUCCGGAACCCGCCCAUGGUGGAGGCGGUGCUGCAGGCGGCGGACCUGUCGGUGCUGAUGCCGGGGCAGCGGUACCCGACGUACCUGGCGCAACCGGCGCCGCUGCCGCCGCCGUGCUCCAGGGAAGGCGUGCACUACUGGCCACCGCAUGACCACCACAACGCGUACAUGCCGCCCUGAUCUGGUCCUCCACGGCCACCACGAGAGCAUGCAUGUUUCCACCGUACGUACGACGACGCGCUCGUUCAUCGCGCUUACUAUAGUUUUGAGGGGUUGUAUAUUCAGUUGUUCAGGUGAUCGCGAAUCCGAUAUGGACGUCCUGUCCUUGCUGCCUGCGCUCUCUCUCUCUCUCUCUCUGUCCUUGUCAGUGUGCACUGUGCCGCUUCGCUUUCAGAUGCCGAAUUCGCCAAAGUCCAGGCGCAAACGUCCAGGUUUACCGGCAAUAAUCAGGGCCGAGAACAUGCAUGCAGCUAGCUGUUCUUCGAUCGCUAACAAGCUUAACAGUGGUAGAGCGAUACCGGCCAUCCAAAUGAUGGCGCCGAGAAUAUGCAGCCGUUCCGUCGCUGACAGCUUAACAGUGUGUUAGAGGUCAUCCGAAUUCCAAACUUAGAGCAUCUUUUAGAGUCUUUUUAAAACUAGUUCUCUAGAUCAUCAUCAUUUAUUAGAGAACCAUUUAUAUAAAAACCGCUUUCUAUAUAUAUCUUUUCCUGGAUACUUUAGAGAGUUAUCCUCGUUAUCUAUCUUUGGCUAGCUGACGAAAAAAUAUGUAUGAAAAAAAAAUAUGAUGGCUAUAUAUUCAGACAAAACCGUUGCGCAGUGUC
Messenger RNA from Zea mays, 1507 nucleotides. RefSeq lists its product as uncharacterized. The transcript is spliced from 2 exons. Lineage: Eukaryota; Viridiplantae; Streptophyta; Magnoliopsida; Poales; Poaceae. The coding region runs from base 369 to 866 and encodes 165 amino acids. The record is from RefSeq and is a predicted model, not a curated record.